AUAAGGUCCACUGGUCUUGGUAUGUGUGGAAAAAAAGUUUAGGAUUUCGAGGACUCUCUAUCGAGGCCCCUGCCAAAGCGAAUCCGCACCACCGAUUGCUCAAUCGGCCAGCCUCGAACUCCGCCGUUCCCACGCAGUUGUCGCCCAAGAUGACGGCCGCGAAGAAGAAUCUCAAGGCGACCAAGAAGUUCGAGAAGAAACAUCUCAAGGGCGUCCUGGAAAAGAGAAAGGCGGUCCGGAAGAUCAAGCAACGACAACAGCUCAAGGAGAAGAAGAAGGCCAAGCGCGCACAAGAUGAGGAGUUCUACAAGGGGCCCGGAGGCGACGCCAAUGGCGAGAACAAGGCCGCCAACAACAAGAAACCGGGUGCCAAGGCUAGCGAGAUGAGCGUCGACGAAUUCUUCAAGGGCGGCUUCGAGAUCCUCGACACCAAAACCAAAGACAAGACCAAGUCGGCUGCAAAGCUCGGGAAGCGCAAGCGUGGGGAGGCCGAUGCGCGGGAGGACGAUUCGGAAGGCAGCGGGAGCGAACCCGAGAUCUCGGACUUCGAGGAGCCCGUGGUUAGCGACAGCGAAUCCGACGACGAUGACGCUAGCGACGAAGGCGACCUGGGUAUGUCCAAGAGCGCCAUGGAAGCGCUCGCCGAGAAGGAUCCAGAGUUCUACAAGUUCCUGAAAGAGAACGAUCCGGAGGCGCUGGAUUUCGACGAGAACGCAGAUCUUGCCGAGGUCGAUGACCUCAGCGGCAGCGAAGACGAGGACGAACAGCCCAAGAAGAAGCAGAAGAAAGACAAGAAGGCCGCCAAGGAGCAGCAAGAAAAGGACGACAGAGAGCUUACCCAAGCCAUGAUUGCCAAGUGGAAAGCCUCAAUCCAGGCGACGCAUUCUCUCAGAGCCGCUCGGCAGGUCGUCAUUGGCUUCCGCUGCGCAGCCCACCUGAACGAGAGCGACGAGGAGAACCGGCAACGUUACACCAUCACGAGCCCAGACGUGUUUCAUGACAUCGUCGUCCUCGCGCUCAGGGGGAUCCCCGAGGUCCUGCAGCACCACGUCCCGGUCAAGGAAUCCGCCGCGGGCAAGGUGUACGUCCAGACGGAGGGAAAGAAAUUCAAGGCGCUGUCGAUGCUCAUCAAGAGCUUUGCCGCCUCCGUCAUCCGGUUGCUGGGUACGCUGUCCGACGAAGCGACCCUCAAGCUCACGUUAUCGGCACUUCAGCCACUGCUACCAUACCUGCUCUCGUCCAGGAAAUUGUUGAAGCUCCUGAUCAAGACGGUCGUUGCCUUCUGGUCCCAGUCUGCAAGCACCGAUGCCACCAGGAUAACGGCUUUCCUGGUAAUCCGUCGUCUAGUCGUGAUCGGCGACAAGGCCGCCAGAGAGGUUGUCCUCAAGGCCACCUACCAGGGCCUGGUACAGGGCAGCCGCCUGACCAACGCCAAUACCAUCCAGGGUAUCAACCUCAUGAAGAACUCGGCCGCCGAACUGUGGGGUCUCGACCAGACCCUGGGCUACACAACCGCCUUCACCUCGAUCCGCCAGCUCGCCAUCCACCUCCGCAACAGCAUCAUCAACAACAAGAACGACUCGUACCGCGCCGUCUACAACUGGCAGUACGUCCACUCGCUCGACUUCUGGUCGUGCGUCCUCUCCGAGCACUGCAGCCCUCUCAGACAAGCCGAGGCCGGCAAGGAGAGCCAGCUCAAGCUGCUCAUCUACCCGCUCGUCCAGGUGACGCUCGGCGCGAUGCGCCUCGUCCCCACGGCGCUCUACUUCCCGCUCCGCUUCCAGCUGAUCCGCUCCCUCCUCCGGCUCUCGCGCGCGACCGACACGUACAUCCCGCUGGCCUCGGCCCUGCUCGAGGUGCUCAACUCGGCCGAGAUGAAGAAGCCGGCCAAGGCGUCGACGCUCAAGCCGCUCGACUUCUCCGUCGCCUACAAGGCGCCCAAGUCGUACCUGCGCACGCGCGUCUACCAGGACGGCGUCGCCGAGCAGGUCGUCGAGCUGCUCGCCGAGUUCUUCGUCCUCUGGUCGCGCAGCAUCGCCUUCCCCGAGUUCUCCCUCCCCGUCGUCAUCAGCAUCAAGCGCUGGCUCAAGGAGGGCCGCAAGCCCGGCAGGGGCAACAGGAACGGCAAGGUGGCGUCCGGCCUGGUGCUGCUCGUGCAGAAGCUCGAGGCCAACGCCCGGUUCGUCGAGGAGAGGCGGGCGCGGGUCGACUUCGCCCCCAAGGACCGCGCGCAGGUCGACGCGUUCCUCAAGGAUUUCGAGUGGGAGCGCACCCCGCUCGGCGCCUACGUCGUCUCGCAGAGGAAGCUGAGGGCGGAGCGGCAGAGGCUGGUCGAGGAGGCCAGGAGGGAGGAGGAGAAGAAGCGGAAGGAGGAGGAGAGGGAGGCGUUGGAAGGCGGUGAUGGCGACGGUGGGGAGAGUGGGGAUGAGAGUGCCGAGGAAGAAGAAGAGGAUGAGGACAUUGAUGGGGCCGAGUCGGAGGAUGAGGGAAAGGAAGAAGAGGACGAAAGCGAAGAGGAGGAGGAGGAGUCCGAAGAAGAAGAAGAAGAAGAAGAGAAAGAAGCGGAAGAGGAUUAAAUACCUGUCGCCGUCUCACCAGCAAUUUGGCGAACCUUAUAAGGAGCGCAUCUGCGCAUGUUUGCUUGCGUGACUCUUCAGGAACAAAACCGAAAUUACAAUUGUU
Messenger RNA from Thermothelomyces thermophilus ATCC 42464, 2682 nucleotides. RefSeq lists its product as uncharacterized. The transcript has a single exon. The coding region runs from base 150 to 2576 and encodes 808 amino acids. Gene Ontology annotation, cellular component: Noc2p-Noc3p complex; nucleolus; nucleoplasm. Gene Ontology annotation, biological process: ribosomal large subunit biogenesis. Lineage: Eukaryota; Fungi; Ascomycota; Sordariomycetes; Sordariales; Chaetomiaceae. The record is from RefSeq and is a predicted model, not a curated record.